Naumovozyma dairenensis CBS 421 is the source of this 2919-nucleotide messenger RNA. It is a transcript of the gene HSH155, whose product is annotated as U2 snRNP complex subunit HSH155. Lineage: Eukaryota; Fungi; Ascomycota; Saccharomycetes; Saccharomycetales; Saccharomycetaceae. Gene Ontology annotation, cellular component: U2-type prespliceosome; catalytic step 2 spliceosome; U2 snRNP. Gene Ontology annotation, biological process: spliceosomal complex assembly. Gene Ontology annotation, molecular function: mRNA binding. The record is from RefSeq and is a predicted model, not a curated record. Bases 1 to 2919 code for a protein of 972 amino acids. The transcript has a single exon.
AUGAGCAGGUAUAACAAUGGCGAUAUGUCAAGAGACAAACACCAAUUAGUUGGAAACUAUUCCAUUUCUCAGAGUCUAAAAGAAAGUUUACACAAUGAAGUAGCUGAAUCUGAAGAACUCGAUGUUUUACAAAAGAGAAUGGAGACAAGAACCAUAAAACAUAAGGAGUCUGAGUAUCAAGCAAGGAAAUUUGAUAGGCUUCAAAAAGAAGAUGAUAAGGCUAAUAAGAAGAGACCAUUACGUAUAGAAGGUAAGAUAGAAGAAGCAGAAAACAAACAACUUGUGAAGAAAAGAAAAUCAAGGUGGGAUGUUCAAAGCUAUCAGAUUCCAUCUGCAACGAAGACCGUGGAUGAAUUGAUUGAACAAAAAUCAGUUACCGAUGAGGUACCUGGAAUGACUUCUCUAAGAUUUUUUAAGCCAUCUGAUAGGGAACAUUUUGCAAUGACUUUAGAAAAGAGGCCCUUAGAAUCACUCACCGAGGAGGAACAAAAGGAGAGAGCAUUACUCGUUUUGUUGUUGAAAAUCAAGAAUGGUAAUGCUGCCUCAAGGAAGGCCGCCAUGAGAACACUGACAGAUAAAUGUCUCGAAUUUGGGCCUAAAUUAAUAUUCAAUCACAUCCUACCAAUACUGCUCGAUAAAACAUUAGAAGACCAAGAGAGGCAUCUGAUGAUAAAAGUCAUUGAUAGGAUUUUAUUUAAACUAGGUGCAGAGACAAAACCAUAUGUCCACCAAAUCCUUGUUGUUGUAUCACCACUCUUAAUUGACGAGGAUCCGAUGGCAAGAACAACUGGAAGAGAUAUCAUUUCGAACCUUGCAUCUGCAUGUGGACUAGGUACCAUGAUUACAACUUUGAGAGCAGACAUAGAUAAUGAAGAUGAGUAUAUACGAAACAUAACGUCAAGGACAAUGGCUGUAGUAACGAAAUCCUUUGGCGUCCCUAACAUGUUACCUUUCUUAAAAGCUGUAUGCCAUUCAACAAGAUCAUGGAGAGCGCGUCAUACAGGGAUUAAAACUUUUCUGCAGUUAAAUAUUCUUUUAGGUGUCGGAAUAUUACCAUAUUUAGCUGAAAUUGUAGAAUGUAUUGGUGAUGGUUUGCUAGAUGAACAUACCCCUGUUAAGAUCAUGACAGCCAAUACAUUAGCUAGUCUGGCAGAAACAUCUGCCCCCCAUGGGAUUGAAGCUUUCAACUAUGUUUUAGAACCACUGUGGAAAGGUAUAAGGACUCAUAGAAGUAAAGUUCUCGCGGUGUUUUUGAAAGCACUGGGAUCAAUUAUCCCAUUAAUGGAUCCAGAUUAUGCUGGUUACUAUACUGAAGAAGUUAUGAGAAUAGUGAGAAGAGAAUUUAAUUCUCCAGAUGAUGAAAUGAAAAAAGUAGUACUCUUGGUUUUGCAAAAAUGCUGUCAAACGGAAGGCAUGACACCAAAGUAUUUAAGAGAUGAAAUUGCUCCCGACUUUUUUAAAUACUUUUGGAAUAGACGUAUAGCAUUAGAUCUGCCCAUAAAUAAACUUGUCACCUACACGACAGUAGUGCUUUCGGAGAAGCUGGGUUGUUCUUUUGUAGUUGAGAAUCUGCUGCAACCAUUAAAAAAUGAGGCAGAGCCAUUUAGAAUAAUGGCAAUUCAUGCAAUUAAUAGAGUGGUAAAACAGCUUGGGACUGCUGAAUUAAGUGAGAGACAAGAAACAAGGUUAAUAGAUGCACUUCUAAUUGCUUUCCAAGAACAGAAGAAUUAUGAUCCAAUUGUGUAUCAAGGGUUCGGUACAGUAGCACUUUCAUUAAAUACGAGGAUGAAACCAUUUCUUUCCGCCAUCAUCAGUACAAUUUUGAAUCUUUUGAAACAUAAAAGUCAAUUAGCACGUCAAAUCGCUGCAGAUCUAUGUGCCAUUCUAAUACCUGUCAUUAAGAAUUGUAAUGAACUUGAAAUGUUAAACAAAUUAAAUAUUAUCCUUUAUGAAUCACUUGGGGAAAUUUACCCUGAUGUCUUAGGGUCAAUCAUUACCGCUAUUCUGAAUAUAGUAUCAGUCAUGGAUAUUGAGAAAAUACAACCUCCGAUAAAUCAAAUAUUACCGACUUUAACCCCUAUUUUAAGAAAUACUCAUAGAAAAGUUCAAGUAAGCACCAUUAAAUUGAUAGGAUGUAUUGCAAGACGUGCUCCUAGUUAUGUUUCUCCCAAGGAGUGGAUGAGGAUUUGUUUUGAAUUACUAGAAUUGUUGAAAAGUACUAAUAAGGCCAUUCGUCGUUCUGCAAAUUCUACUUUUGGGGAGAUAGCAAAGGCAAUUGGACCACAAGAUGUUCUUAUUGCAUUAUUGAAUAAUUUAAAGGUUCAAGAACGUCAAUUACGUGUUUGUACCGCUGUAGCUAUCGGUAUUGUUGCUGAGACUUGUGGUCCCUAUACAGUUCUACCUGCUUUGAUGAACGAAUAUAAGACUCCAGAAACAAAUGUUCAAAAUGGUGUGCUGAAGGCUUUGGCGUUCAUGUUCGAAUACAUUGGUGAACUUGCAGGUGAUUACGUGUAUGUUAUAUUGCCGCUAUUGGAAGAUGCAUUAAUAGAUAGAGAUCUUGUUCACCGUCAAACCGCAUCUGAUGUUAUUAAACAUCUUGCGCUUAAUUGUCAGGGUACAGGCCAUGAAGAUGCCUUCAUUCACAUGCUAAACUUAUUGAUGCCAAAUAUUUUUGAAACAUCUCCCCAUGUUAUUGUUCGUGUUCUGGAAGGGUUGGAAUCGCUAGGAACUACUAUUGGCCCAGGUGUAUAUAUGAAUUACUUAUGGGGAGGUUUAUUCCAUCCAGCCAAAAGUGUCCGCAAAGCCUUCUGGAAGGCUUACAAUAGAGCAUAUAUCGAAGAAGGGGAUGCUCUGGUACCAUACUACCCGGUAAAUAAUACAGCUUCAAUAGAGAUACCGGAGCUAGAUAUAAUUUUAUGA